GUUAAAUUCUGCACCCGCCAAAUACUUAAAACGAAACAGAGUAAUUGUUUUAACAGUAAUAUUCCUGUGUUAAUUAUUUACUCUACAAAUCACUAAGAUACAAACUGGUGCAUUAUGUUAAUAACAAUAUCAACUUUAGAAUCUAAUUUUUUGUUUCAUUAGACCUGUUUUCUAUGUGCAUUAAGUUUCCAUUAAACUAUAAUAUAUGAGAUAUUGGCAAAUCCAAUGCAGCUUUAAUUAUAGUGUUGUUGCCUUCCUAAAUGUUAGCCCCUACUACAGAUCCUCCUUAUUCGGGCCCUCUCAUAUUCUCACUCACAAACAAACGUACAGUAAGUAUAGUUGCAGCUCUUACAUCAAUAAAUACAAGUACAGCAUUGUCCCAAUUCAUUUCAAGCCCCAUACUUAAACAAUCUCAAAAACCCAAGUUUCAAAGUCUUUUAAUUUUUUGCUGGAGUGAAGUCAAGAUUUGCUUGUAGUUGCAAGGAUUUCAGUGCUGAACCUGAAAGAUUUGCCACAUUUUGACUUGGGUGAGUUCAAGAAUCAGCUCAAUUAGCAAAAAGAUUGAAUUUUUUAAUGUAAAUUAACAAAAAGAUUGAAUCUUUAGCUGUAAUAUCAUUGUAAAUGUAAUGUUUGCCUAAGUUUUGAGUUGGGUGAGUUCAAGAACUUGUUCAAAUAACAGAAAGACUGGAUCUUUAGCUGUAAUUUUAUUGUUCAGUGUAUAGUUGCAGCUCUUACAUCAUAAGUACAAGUACAGCAUUAUCCCAAUUCAUUGCAAGCCCCAUACUUCAAACAAUCUCAAAGACCUAAGUUCCAUAAUCUGUUUUUUUGCUGGGGUGAAGUCAAGAUUUGCUUGUAGUUGCAAGGAUUUCAGUGUUGACCCUUAAAGAUUUGCCUACAUUUUGAGUUGGGUGAGUUCAAGAACUUGUUCAGUGGCAGAAUGGAGACUCAGAAGGGUGAUAGUGAUACCAAGUCGAAGACAGAUGAUUAUGAGGUGAUAGAACAGUUGGGAAGAAGAGCUAUUGGAACUGCAUUUCUGGUUCUCCAUCGAACUGAGAAGAAGAAGUUUCGGAUAAGCAUUUCUGCAAAUUUGUUGAACUUGGCAUCUGCUUUACUAAUACAUUCCUUGGAGUUGUUCAUGUUCUGGUAUGUUCUGAAGAAGAUACCAUUUACGAAACAGACAGAAAAGUCCAAGCGCAGUGCCCAUCAGGAGGUCUUUCAACUGCUGUUCUUAAUUUUGUUCUCCGAAAUUUUUUUGUACUAUGAUUAAUUGAAAACCAAUACUAUUUUCUUCGAAGUUGCUGAAUUUUAAGUUGGUUGAUCACAAACUUUAGCCACCAAUGAAAUAUCCCCAUAUCUAUGACAUAAUCUAGCGGUUCAAAUCAGCAAUCUAGUCUUAGAUUGUCUACUUGAAUAGUUUUCCUUGUAGUUUCGAUAGCGAGCUAUACUAUAUGAGGUUUCCAUCAUAAAGAAUUUGAUAAACUGAUGUACUUAUUUUAUUCUGUCUCUUUUUUGACCCAUUUUCUUAGUGGUCUAGUGGUACUGACAAAUUCAAUGAUUAGUUAUUUGUGUUCACAUCUCUCCUAAUCAGCCUCAUCGUGGAUUAUCACUCUCAUACCACAUCAUUCUUCCUGUGCUAUUAACAGUUUGACAAUUAAUGCUGUCGCAUAUUUUGGAGGGGUGUUUUCCCAUGCUAAAUCUUAUUUCUUCGAGAAGUUUUUUCUAAAUAGUUGAAUCAUGGGAUAAAACUGCAAUUGUUUAGUAUGCUGGACUAUGUGAUCAUCCUGGCCAAUACAUUAAGAAAAUAAGUGGAGCAUCCUAUAAGUUCUAUUGUUGGAAACCUAUAAAUUUUGAACCGACAUACGUUUAAAUACAAAAUCGUCAACUC
Molecule: messenger RNA, 1885 nt
Organism: Lycium barbarum (goji berry)
Lineage: Eukaryota; Viridiplantae; Streptophyta; Magnoliopsida; Solanales; Solanaceae
Product: serine/threonine-protein kinase Nek2-like
Exons: 4
Coding region: 938-1267 (109 amino acids)
Source: RefSeq, a predicted model, not a curated record